Nymphalis io (European peacock) is the source of this 5978-nucleotide messenger RNA. RefSeq names its product ankyrin repeat domain-containing protein 13D. The record is from RefSeq and is a predicted model, not a curated record. Lineage: Eukaryota; Metazoa; Arthropoda; Insecta; Lepidoptera; Nymphalidae. Bases 367 to 2253 code for a protein of 628 amino acids. The transcript is spliced from 12 exons. Gene Ontology annotation, molecular function: protein binding. Gene Ontology annotation, cellular component: cytoplasm.
CCAAUUGAUGUAUUCAUAAGCAUCACUGGUCACUCGAGCACCAAUCAUCAUAGAGUAAAUUAUUUACUUGCGUCGAAUGAAUGAAAUGAAGCUAGUGUAAGAGGAACAGAUUUAAAAUUACCAUUGAUAUACCAUACCUGCCGGAAUGUACCGUUUUGACUAUUAAGAAAUGAGAAUUGAGAACUACCUAUUGGUAGCUAUUGACUAAUGACUUACUUGAUUUGACAUUACUCAGAGAGUGGAUCAAAAGGUGACAUAUUUGCGUAUUACAAUGAAUUUGGGUACAGUGUCGUGCAAAAGAAAAUAAAAAAAUACUUUAAAUAUAAGAUAAAUUCAUUGAGAUCAGAAGAUAAAUGUGUGGAUAAAAUGCCUCUGACAUCAGAAGAAAUCGCAACUCGCUAUCCAAUUCAUUGGCUUGUUUGGAACAAUAAGCACCUAGAAUUAACGGCAGCACUAAAUAAUAAAAAGUAUUCACCAGAGGAAUUAGAAAAACGUGACCCCCAUGGCAGAACACCUCUGCUAUUAGCCAUCACAUUAGGAUACUUAGAGGUUGUACAAGCACUUAUUGAUGGAAAUGCUGACGUGAACUGUGAAAAAGAUGGAUGGACAGCGGUGCAAGAAGCUACAGCGACUGGUAAUCCUGAGCUGCUAUCCCUGGUGCUGUCACGCCGUGAUUACCAAAGACAUGUCGUCCGAGCAAGUGGGAUUCCUGAUUUACUGAAUAAGCUUAGUUUAGCACCAGAUUUCUACGUCGAGAUGAAAUGGGAGUUCACAAGCUGGGUUCCCCUUGUAUCCCGAAUGUGUCCAUUCGAUACAUACAAAGUGUAUAAACGUGGAGCGAAUGUCCGAGUGGACACAACACUGGUCGGCUUUGAAAAUAAUCGGUGGCAGAGAGGCGACAGGACAUAUAUAUUUAGAGGACAAGGUCAGAACGCCAGCCUGGUGGAGUUGGACCACGAGGCGGGCACGUCAUGGUGUGAGUUCCUGGAGUGUGGGGAACGAGAAAACCGCCCUUGGCCCUCCCCCCCUUCACACGUGAUAGAGCAGCGUCUCAACGCGCCCAUAAAUAUCAAUUACCUCGACACUGAUAAGAUCAGCUUCGAGAGAAACAAAAGCGGCAUAUGGGGCUGGCGGCAGGACAAGACGGAGAUGGUGAACGGGUACGAGUGCAAGGUGUUCGGCGCCAACAACGUGGAGCUGGUGUCCAAGUCGCGCUCCGAGCACCUCCCGCGCGGCGAGCGGCGCCCGCACGCGCCGCGCGCGCCGCUCGCCGGCCUGCUGGCGCUCGCCGACGCCGACGCCGACGCCGACGCCGACGCCGAGCCCGACCAGCUGCUCGUGCCCGACCGGGAGGAGCCCCUGAAACGAAGCCGGUCACGGCAGGAGCUCCGACCGGCCGUGUCGUGGCAGGAGUACUUUUCAGGGGAGCCGCUAGACAGGGACAUCGGCCGGGCGCGGGAGGUGUCCACGAAGGUGCAGAAAUUCAAGGCGACAUUGUGGCUGUGCGAAGACUAUCCCUUGCAGCUCCAGGAGCAGAUAAUGCCUAUUCUAGACUUGAUGGCCGCUAUGUCGUCGCCUCAUUUUGCAAAACUGAAAGAUUUCGUUCAGAUGCAAUUGCCUUCCGGGUUCCCGGUGAAAAUCGAGAUCCCGCUGUUCCACGUGCUGAACGCGCGCAUCACGUUCGGCAACAUCUUCGCGACGGAGGCGAGCGUGGCGCACGUGCAGAGCGUGCUGGCGGGCGCGCGGCUGGCGUGCGUGCUGGACGACGCGUGCUUCGCCGUGGGCCGCGCCUACCGCGACGCCGCCGCGCCCGACGAGCGCCUGCCCUGCGACGACGACGAGCUGCUGCACUUCGCCAUCCAGCAGAGCCUCAUGGAGGCCGGCACGCACGACGACCAGGUGGACGUGUGGGAGGCGCUGCGCGGCGCGCGCUGCACGUCGCCCGUGCCGCCGCGCGCGCACGCGCACGCGCUGCUCGCGCACGAGGACGCGCACCUGCAACGAGCGAUAGAGGCGUCGCUGGCGGAUGCGCGGCCGGACGCGGAUGAGCACGAGCACGAGCACGAGCACGAGCACGAGCACAGGCACGAGCCCGGGCCGGAGCGGGAGGACGAGUCCGACGACGAGCUGGACGCGGAGCUGCGCGCCGUGCUCGCCAUGUCUCUGCGCGAGCACGCGGCGCGCGACCAGCAGCUGGCGGACGAGCAGAAGGCGCUCGACGAGGCGCUCAGGCUCUCGCUGCUGGAUAAGUAACUUGAUCUCAAAACGGAAACGUCCACCAAAAGACUUAACGCCUAAGAGUUCGACUGACGACAUUUCUUCAUGCGACAUUCGCUCUUAUUCCAAAGACAUAACGACUAUGAAUGCGACACGGCUGAUGUUUGGUGCGUACUGUAUAUUUAGUGUUUUUAUUGUUUUUUGAUAUACGAUAUUAAUACUUAAUGCAUUGUAUUAAAAUACAUUUUCUCAAUAUUCAUUAUAUAUACCUGUAUACUACACAAUUGCAUAUAAAUAAAUUAGAAUACAAAUGACGUAUAUAAAAAUAUUUUAAAUUUUAUGGCUUAAAUUAUGGAAUCUAAUCCUAUUGUAUUGUUUUAUUUGUUUUUUAACACUGUAAAAUAUAUAAAAGCGACAUCAAGUUGGAUAAAGUUUUAAGAUCCUUUCGUAUUAUUUAUUUGAAAAUUUUUUUUUUUAAAGAAAUAUCAACAUUUUAUAUGCAAACGUCCGAUAGCAAAAGGUUUUUUUUUUUGACUUUUAAGCAUUUAAUUUAAAUAAAUAGAUAAAGUAUUUGUGUUAUUUAUGUAAGAAACUCUUCCGUAAUAAAUUAAAUGAUAAAAUAUAUAAUAUGUAUGUUUGAUAAAUACGUCCAAACUCGGAAUCGAAGCUGCAAUUAUUUAUAUUUAUAACCAUUAUAUUAUAUGUCGCAGGUAUAUAGUCCAAAGCCGUGAUAUUACGAUUUUAUAUUAUAAUUAAAUGGUUGAUUGUCAAUCGACAUACGACUUAAUGUCACGGGGACACCAUAGUGAUAUUGUAAGGCAAUUAUAUUUUGACAAUUUCACUGGAUAAGAUUAUGAGGCCGUCUCUGGUUGGUCCGUUUUCAAUGUCAAAUUUGCAAUCAUAGAGUUAUAAGUAAAUAGAUCUAACGUAACCUUUUUUGUAGAAAAAAAAACCUAACCUAACGUCAUUCCGGUUUUUUUGUUUUAUUAUAAAAAAAUUAACAAAGCACCAUUUAAACAUUAAUUCACGAUCCAUAUUUUACUAUAUUGUUUUUAAAAAUGGAGCAUGGAAAAGAAUUGACCAAUCAGAACGCGGCACUUCGCUCACUGCCAACUUCACUCAUAAUACCUAGAUUAAUAAUAAUGUCACUAUAGUGUUCCGUGACAUAACAAUGUCACUAAAACCAGGCUGUUAAAUUGCAUGAAAGUCGAUUGACAGACAACCGUUCAAUUAUAUCACUAGUGAAAUUGUAAUAUCACGGCUUUGACAAUAUACGUGCGCUAUAUAUAACUUUAAAGUAUACAAAAUAAGUACAUAUAUAUAAAAACGUUAGUAUUGAGAAUUAACUGCCCCAAUUUUCCAUUAUGUACAAAAACUCGGUUCUCGUGAUUAUCUGUUGUCAUUUCUAAAUGUUGGAUUAUUUAUUUAAUUUAUUAAAUAAAUCGAAAUGUUUCUUCAAAUUGUUUGUUUCUUAAAUUAUAAUCUAAUCUAUAAACUGUUUCUAUAAAAUAAAAUUUCGUUGAUUUUAAAAUAUUAUGUAUGUUAUAAAAAGAAAAUUAUUAUAAUACCCCAAAAUACAUAUGAGGGUUCGGUGACCUGGUUUACUCGAGGUCGAGCGAAAAUUUGCAAUAUCAAAACAGAAGUAAUUUUAAGACAUUUAUUGUGUAUUAUUUAUUAUACACGUAAACUAAAUCUGUAUAAGAAAUUCAGUGUGGUUUAUUUUUAAUCCCAGACCAAUUCCAGUUCAAUCUUUCAACUCUCAUUUUUGACACUUUCAAUUGUGUUUUGUCAGUUAUAUUAAUAUGAAAUAGUUUUAUUCAAAAUUCAUAUAAAGUCUAUUUAGUAGCUAAUUAACGUUAAAAUUAACAAAUGGUAGCAUUUGGAUUCUGACUAUAAGAACCGCCAUGAAACUCAACAGUUCCCGUUUUUAACAGUCUAUGUUAGGACCAGCAUUACUAAACUUCAUUUUGUAAUUCAGAUGUUUAAAGGGACAAUGUCAAUUUUGUUUAUCAGUUUUAUCAAAUGAAUAACUUUGAUACAAAUCCUUUGUGUGAUUUAAUCAAAUACAAUAUUGUGUAAACUGAUCUCCCGUUUAUGAAAAUUUCUUAUUUAUUAACUUGAAAUAUACUUAGAAACUGUAAAUCAUAGUGUAUACAAAUUUAAUGUUGUAAAUUUAACUUAUUAAUAAUUAUUUAUUUCUAUAUAAUUUUAUUUUAAUUUUGUAUGUAAUAAUAAUGAACUAUUGUUACAAACUUAAACAUUUUUCCAUAUAAAUGAACUAAUUGUUAACUAAAAUUAAUAUCUAAAUUAAACAUAUUUAAAGUACUCUAUGUAACCUUUACUAAAAAAUAAACUUUAACAACUAUAUCACAUUUCUACAAUAAUAAUAGUUAGAAAUAUAUUACAUGAAUAAGUUAUUUUUACAGAAAAAUAUUAAAAUGUCUUUUUCCCUGUUCGGUAAUUCCUUAUAUAUAUAGUAUAGGUUAUAUAAAUAUUAUGUACAUUUCCUAUGUAAAUAACAUAUUGUUAUGAGAGACGUGAGACGCUAUAGGUUUUGUUUAGCGGGUGAUUAGUAAAACUAUGUUGUCCUCUUCUUUCUUAUUUCAAAUCAAUAAUGACAGAAAGAGAGAGAUCAGUUAAUCAACACCUAUUAAAUAAUUUGUUAAUAUGUCUCCUAUUUUCUAUUAGAUUUUGUUAAAAAAGAACCUUAUAAAUAGAAAACUUAUAAUAUACUUGCUAUAUAUGUACAUUAAAAUAAGUUAAUAUGUUGAAUGUUUAUAAGAAAUUUGUAAUUAGUAUAUAGUAUUAUAUAACAUUGACUUAUAUGGUCUAACGUCUCUCAAUAUGGCAUUGUGUGUGUUAUAUCUUAAAUGUUAUUCUAUGGGCACGUUUUCACUGAAGCGUUACUUGCGUAUUUUAGCGUUAAACCAUCUUGUAUUAAGUAAAUCUAAUGAUGUACAACUGCCUAACUAGAAUUUGUCUAUCGAGGAUUUUUAUGCUCUUACAAGUAUAAUGUAAAUUUGUUACAAUUGAUUCAGCCAUUAUCAUUAAUAUGGUUAUUAUCAUUUGUUCUUAGUAAAAUCGUAAAUACUUUUAUUUUUCAAUAACAAAUAUCUUUACAAUCUCGAUUUGAUGAAUUUUGAUUGUGUCGUAUUAGGAAUGUCUCUCGGUAGUGUUAUCGUGGUUAAAUAAUAUCAAUUUGUAGUGAAAUAAGUAGCGACAAGUGUAAACGUGUCAUCCCGGUGCUCAAUGUAUGUGGCGCCAUUCCUCAACUGUGAUUAUGCUAGUAUUCCGUAGCCUUGUAAUCCCGUUUCAACUCUGACGUGACCUUGCUACACUGCCAUCUGUCUUAAUAUGCAUGCAUGUUUCGUACAGCGCCAUCUAUUGAUAAAAGUUUGUAUUACAUAUUCGCGUGUCAUUUGUUUUCGUAGUAGUCGCUAGACGGCGCUUAGUGUAUGCAAAUUAUGUGUUUAGUUUUUGUAACUACAAAAUAUAGUCAAUUUAUUUGUAUGUUACUGUCUGACUCAUGGUGUGUUCUUAAUUAUGUAUUAAUGUAGUAACAGUAGGUACUAAAGAUAUAAUUAUUGAAUGAGCAUUUCGCGCUGUAUUGUCGAAGAGUAGAAGAAAAAUAAUGUUGUUCACGUCAGAUUUAAACAAGGGUUUGGCGCGUAUUUAUUCUAAACAAAUGUUUUUCUCUCCAAAUAGUAAUGUAAUACCCUGUGGAAUUGUGUAACGAAAUAUAUUUCUGUAUAUGGACUUUU